AUGAAUUCACUUUUUCUUUUCUCGCAAGCGUUUUUCCUCAACUUCACGAUGGAUUGUGCUUUUCCCCUAUAUCCAACUUCUUCUGACCUUCCCCAUAAGGUGGAACGAAGUCUACUAAUGAAUAAUGUGGGAAGAAAUACAGUUGCCGUUUUUUCUUGUGUAUCUGGCAAGGAAAAUAGAAGUGAAGUGUUGCAGAGACAGAAACGAGAACUAUUUCAAGAUGAUAGCCGAUCAAGAUUCGAUGGACAGCCAUUAAAUUUCAAAGAUAUAGUGUCGGAUGUGUGCAAUGCACAUAUGGACGACGUCAGUUUCCUAGUCUAUUCGAAAGCCAAUGGUAAUUUUGAUCAUGAAUAUAAGUUGCAAAUCCUAUUGGACACAUAUUUUAUUUAUGAGAUUGAGGUUGAAGCGGCGGAACUGAACGAUGUAUUGGAUGUCUUUCAAGAUGAAGCCAGACUGCUAUCUUCUAAGUACAAGAGUGCAAUGGAUGAAUUCAAGCAGUUACUGGCACCAUUUAAAAGAGUCAUAUUCAGAGAAAAUACAAGUGAAAGCAAGAAUGAUACACUGAUACCCGACCUUCGACAGUAUGGUUUGCUUAUACCCAUUCGACUUGAAAAUAAAUGGACUUUGAUUUGGGUCAAAUUCACCAAGUUCCGAAGUUUAUUCGAAAUGUACCAGCUAAGCUCUUCUAUUGGUAAGUCCGACAAGAUCUCUCGUUUUUCGCAAGAGUUGAUCAAAAAAUUGGUUGCAUAUUUGUUGGGGAUUGAAGACACAGAGAGCCUUGUUUACAACUUCACAUUUGUUCAAACCAACCGGGAGAGGAACCCGCAACUGGAUGCUGUGCUGAUCCGUGAUAUGAUCCGUAUUAUCGGAGGUUACCAAGAAGUGGGGUUUAAUGUCACGGUUGAUUUUUCUUACCAUGCCAAUAAUCAAUACGAUGAGUUAACCUCAAAGCCACGUACUAGGACAUUGCCGUUUAUGUCUCUGGAGGAUAUAAAGGAGAUGAACGGUAAAAAAUCCAAGAAAAGGCAGCCCGAAAUAUUACCUACUCCCCCUCAAACACAGGAAUCGAAAAGAAAAACAAUUGAUUCUAAGGUGAAGUCAAAUCCAUCAACUACUUUGAAUUCGACAAAGAGAGGGAAAAACAGUAGUAACGAUCGGGAACACAAGACGAAGGGGAAAUCAGCGUCUAGCGAAACAGGCACCAAUAAGGGCUCAUCAGGGACUUCGUCAGCGGCAUCAUCGAGCAGCUCAAGUGGUCCGAUGAAGGUCGUCGUGACAUUGGACAAUCUUGAAAGUGUUAAAAACACCUUGCCCUAUGACGCAGUGAAGAUGAACGAAUUGGUCAGUCUUUAUACUCGUAUUUACGACAGCGUCGAAGCUAGUUUACUCGAUAAAUGGUCAAGAGUGAAUUUCUUCUCUAAAAACUUCCCCAUGGAAUAUCAAGAGCCACCGUUUUCUAUUUAUGGUCCAUCACAAAUAGAAUAUGAAAUACUGAAAAGUGGCGGUAUUAUUGCGACAAACACCCUGAAAGAAAAGAUCAAAAAGUAUGAUGUUACACUAAAUACUAAAACUAUGAGAUACUUAACCUCAUCGAGGAGAUGGAUUAACCAAAGAUUUAAAUUGGAUCCUAAGUUAAACCAAGUGUUUUAUACUAGAGAUGAAGCAUUGAUUAUACCUGACUACAGGGAUAUUCCAUAUAUUGUCAUGGCAACUCACUUAGCCUAUAAUUGUCUUGGGCCAGAUGAAACAUUCGACAUCACCCACCAAAACUGGUACAUUUCCCGGAAGAUGGUUUCCUUUGUGAUUGAACACUGUGAAAAAUGCCACGGGAAAAAAAAUGCUUGA
This is a messenger RNA of Pichia kudriavzevii, 1845 nucleotides long. RefSeq lists its product as uncharacterized. The record is from RefSeq and is a predicted model, not a curated record. The coding region runs from base 1 to 1845 and encodes 614 amino acids. Lineage: Eukaryota; Fungi; Ascomycota; Pichiomycetes; Pichiales; Pichiaceae. The transcript has a single exon.